AGAAGAGGCUGCUCCAAGAUGGUCAAAAUUUUCUCGUGGUUGUUUUCCGAAAAGAUAUUUAAACUUCGAAGAACCUUUCUUUUGACAUGGCUGAUGACGAAUUAACCUUUCGAGAAUCUCUCCUUAACACUUUGGCUGGAGCUUUCUCUGUGAAUGAACAGGAAAGAGCUUACUCGGAAGAGCAGCUGAAGAUAUUUGAAACAUCGGAAGGUUUUGGUGUUAUCCUCACUAACAUCAUCUUAGAAAGCAGCAUAUCAGAGUCAGUCAGACAGCUUGCUUCUGUAUUGUUGAGACAAUAUGUUGAUAGUCACUGGUCCCAUGAGGCUGGUGAAAAAUUUAAACCUCCAGAAACAAGUCCACAGGCAAAAGCUGUUAUCAGAGAGAAUUUACCAAAAGCAUUGCAGCUGCAAAGUAGCAAAAUUCGAUCAUGUGUUGCAUAUGCACUUUCCAGUAUUGCCCACUGGGAUUGGCCAGAAAACUGGCCUAAUUUUUUUGAUCUCCUUAUCCAUGCAAUUAACAGUGGUGAUCCAAAUUUGAUUCAUGGUUCUGUAAAAGUUAUGACUGAAUUUGUGAAGGAAGUGUCAGAUUUGCAAAUGCCACACGUUGCCCCAAUUUUGUUACCAAAUGUUUUGAAUAUAAUCCAGCAGCCAGAGGUCUUUAGUGUGCGUACUAGAGGAAGGGCAGUGGAUAUUUUCAACACCAUUGCAGAUUUGAUUGCUUUGAUGAAAGAAGUUUACAAGAAUGCAAGCAAAGAGUUGCUUUAUCCACUGUUACCAAAUUUUAUCAGCUGUUUCAGCAAAGAGCUGGUGUACCCAGAUGGCGAACAUUCUGAUUGGGGUUUAAAGAUGGAAGUCCUUAACACUCUGCAAACGUUAGUGAAGAGAUAUCCCAGGUUCAUGUCCAGCCACAUUACAACCUUUCUUUCACCUGUGUGGCGAAUCUUCACUGGCAGCGUGGAGUAUUACAUCCGGUCGAUUGUCAACAGUGUCGAUCUUCAUGAAGAUCCAGUUGAUGAAGACGGGGAAGUGCUUAGCUUUGAUAACUUCAUCUACAGCAUCUUCGAAUUUAUUACUGCACUUGUUGAAGCGCCGAAAUUCAAGAAAACCGUCAAAGAAUAUUUAGAAGAUAUUUUGUUUCACACUAUAAUUUAUAUGCAAAUUACUGAAGAACAGAAAGAUCGAUGGAUUUCAAACGUGAAUCAGUUUGUUGAAGACGAGGAUGAAGAAUCAGUCUCGUGUUCUGUCAGGAUUUCUGCUCAGUAUCUUUUAAUGCGAUUAUGUGAAAAGUUUAAUAAAACAAGCACACAAGCACUGGUCAAUGCGGUGGCCAAGGUUCAACAGAGAGGAGACAUUUCAAAAGCUCAAGGGGAGGGAAAUUGGUGGAAAUAUCAUGAAGUAUGUUUGCUGUCUUUGGGCCUCAUUCAACCAACCAUUUUAGAGAUGCUCCAAGCAAGUCAGCUUAGAUUCGAUGCAGACGCUGUCUUAAUCAAAAUGAUGGUUGAGUCAUGUCAAGCAAACGAUGUUCCAUUCCUCGUGGGUCAGGCUCUGUGGUGCAGCAGCAGAUAUGUGGAGGCGCUUUCCCUUGAUCAUUUGAAGACAUUUCUUCAAGCGUCUGUAGUCGCCGUUCAAGCAAACCAACCGCCAUUCAUGAGGAUUUAUGGAGUUAAAGCUUUGUACGGGUUUUGCGAGCACAUGAAGGAGACUGAGAAGAGCAGACUCGUUGAGCCUCAUCUUCAACCGAUCGCCAGCGGGCUGGUUUCGUACGCCACGCAUGUAACAGAAAACGCCCUCGCACUGACGCUUGAAACGCUGAGCAUCGUCUUGUCCAUCAACGCCGAAUUCACAGCCAGCCUUGCCGUAAAUGGCGAUGUCAUUCCGUUACUAAAUGCUUUAUUUUUAAAAUACGGCGCAGAUGUUCACUUGAAUUCUGUUCUUGGUGAUAUUUUCGGGACUUUGGCUCCAAACCAGGGAUGUUAUAUGAUUUUACUCGAAAAGACUGUACCAAUGCUAAAUAGCGUAAUCGAAGCUCCUGUCGACAAAGUUCCUUUGGCUCUUGUUCCGCCUACUCUAGACGUUUUGGUUGAAAUAAUACGCCACAGUAAUACGCCAUUACCCGACUUGUUGAUUACAAGAUCCUUCCCUGCAGUAGCACAGUGUAUCUUACGAUCAGAGGAUUACGCCGUUAUACAGAGUGGCGGAGAGUGCAUUCGAGCAUUUGUAUCGUGUGCAGCCAAUCAAUUACUAGCCUGGUGUGAUCAUGCUGGCGCAUCUGGUCUUGAAUACGUCGUGAGGGUAGUGACACACCUCCUUGACCCUCGCCUACCUCAGAACAGUGCUGUAUUCGUUGGCAGGCUCAUUAACAGCCUAGUCAUCAAGGUUGGUUCUCAACUCGGUGACAGUCUGCAAAUGAUUCUAAGAGCGGUUCUCAGUAAAUUGCAGCAAUCAGAUACCCUCAAUGUAGUUCAGUCGCUUCUCAUGGUCUUCAUACAACUGAUUCGGUUCCAGCUAGAAAUGACUCUUGAAUUUCUAAGUAUUGUCCCUGGACCAACGGGCAAAGCUGCUUUAGACUACAUUUUGACAGAGUGGUGCAGUCGACAGAACACAUUUUAUGGGGCAUAUGAAAGAAAAGCAAGCUGUGAUGCCCUCUGCAAAGUUUUACAGCAUGCUCUAAACAGUGGUGACAAAAGAUUCCAAGAGAUAAUUGUUCCUGGAGAUGCUAUCAUUACCGACAAAGGAAUAGAAACAAGGUCGAAGAGCAAGGCAGGGACAAAGGAGUUCACAAUGAUACCAGUUGGGAUAAAAAUAUUCAAGUUAAUUGUGAAUGAGCUGGCGAAUGAAAUUGAGAAAAAUGAACUUGCUGAGGACAAUGAGGAUGAGGAUGAUGAGGAGGAUGAAGAAUGGGAGGAUGUUGAUGACGAAAAUGAAAAUAUCUCACCGAAAGAGAUGACAAUUCAGAAUGUAAUCGAGGCUAUGUUCGCAGCGUCUUCGGAUUACCCAGGAUUUGAUAUUGGAGACGAAGAUGACCUUGAGGCAGACGAUGAUCCAGACAUCAAAGCUGAUGCAAUUAAUGACACAAACAUGAAGCUGUAUUUGAGCAACUUCAUUCAAGAACUCAGCAAUCAGUCUUAUUUUGUUGAUAUGACAACUCAUUUGAACGAUGUAGAGAGACAAAGUCUAGUAAAAGCUGGAUUUGUUAGAACUUAGAUUUAUACCAUACUAGCAAAUUGUAUUUCAAUUUAGGCAUUUAUGUAAAAUCUGCUGGCCAUCUCGUUUAAAAGACCCCCUAUAGGUUACCCCUAUAGGUUACCCCUAUAUGUUACCCCUAUGGGUUGCCUGAUUUUAUUCUGGUUAUUAGUUUGUCUUUUAGUGCUAUCUUGGGAUAUUGGAGAAAACUAUAGUCUAAUUUAAACGCUGCUCUGCUUUGUAUUAAACUGUGUAAUAACUUAGUAAAGAGACCUUUGUAAAAAAUGAUUAGUUUUGAGAAUAAGUAACGUUCAUGAUGAAACUCAAUGUUGAUAUCUGAUUUAGUUAUUUUGUUAGAUCGCAUCUUUCAGACA
Messenger RNA from Rhopilema esculentum, 3556 nucleotides. NCBI's taxonomy places the organism in Eukaryota, Metazoa, Cnidaria, Scyphozoa, Rhizostomeae, Rhizostomatidae. The record is from RefSeq and is a predicted model, not a curated record.